Messenger RNA from Pyricularia oryzae 70-15, 3460 nucleotides. RefSeq names its product beta-galactosidase. NCBI's taxonomy places the organism in Eukaryota, Fungi, Ascomycota, Sordariomycetes, Magnaporthales, Pyriculariaceae. Bases 547 to 3309 code for a protein of 920 amino acids. Gene Ontology annotation, biological process: carbohydrate metabolic process. The record is from RefSeq and is a predicted model, not a curated record. The transcript has 2 exons. Gene Ontology annotation, molecular function: hydrolase activity, hydrolyzing O-glycosyl compounds.
AUCAGUUGCAUGCGCAACUCCCAUAAUGGUGCGAAUCACUACUCAAGCGAACAGGGUUAAUGAAUCAAUGCCUCGAUACAUGGCCACGUUUUUACCACGGACUUUCCCCUUGUCUUUUUUUUUUUGCUUAUCCGAACUUCACAACUCAACGCUAAGGUUUUUCUUUUUGUUUUUGAGGGGGAUUGUAAACAGCGGAAAAUUUAACUCCUCUUGUUGCCCAGGGCGGCUUGACCCGUUGCAUUUAAUAUGGGGCCGGAUCUUCAUGAGCUUUUCCCCAUCUUCUCUUGCGCUCCAAUGGGCGGCCGAUUCAUCGGUCAAAACAAGGCCAUAUAUCAAUUGGGUAGUAUCGAAGGCGCGGUGCAACGAGAUAACCCAAGCAUGUUUCCCCGCGUCGCGUGGAUGGUUACGUCGAACAUGUGCGGGGACGGCGGCAAAAUGAACCGACAAGGCGCUGGAGAACGUCAUGGCCUCACAGGUUCGCAUACCGAGUAAGGCAGGUCACUUCAAACGAAUCGUGCGUGACCUAUGAGGUGAACAACAUGUGACAUGGAUUUGGCGUGUUUUUAUACCGGUCGAGCCCCCCGGGUCUUGUCCGACUCCUUUUGGACCCCCUUUCACUCUCUAUUCUCAUGGCCGGCCCUCUGUCCCUGGCAAGACCUUCCUCUCCCUCCUGUGUACGCUAGAGGACAAGCAAGAGAAGAGAGAAACAAAGCAGACAAGAUGGGUCGAUUAACAAGCGCCCUCCUCCUCGGCCUGGCGCUCUUCUCGGGCGACGCCGCCGCGGCGGAGCAGCGGUCGCGAGAGAGCCUCAAUGCCGGCUGGCGCUUCAGCCGCUUCACGUCCAACCCGGACGGGCUGACCUACUCGUCGCUCAAGCCCUUCAUCCUGCCGGCGGCCAACGACUUUGUCGUGGACCCGGCCAAGCACGCCCAGCGGCCCGCGCAGGGCUCGGAGCCGGCGGCGCCCGAGUUCUCCAAGGCCGAGUUUGACGACGGCUCCUGGGAGGCCCUGAACCUGCCCCACGACUGGGCCAUCAAGGGCCCCUUUUACGAGGGCCCCGACCCUCCCGUGGGUGGCGGCCAGGGGAGGCUGCCCAGCCAGGGCAUCGGCUGGUACAGGCGGAACCUGGACUUUGCGCCCGAGGACGCCGGCAAGGCCGUCUACAUCGAGAUCGACGGCGCCAUGAGCUACUCGACCGUCUGGCUGAACGGCAGGAUCGUGGGUGGUUGGCCGUACGGCUAUGCUAGCUACCGGCUGGAGCUUACCCCCUUCCUCAAGGAGGGCAAGAACCAGCUUGCCAUCAGGGUUGACUCGCCUAUUGACGUGUCUCGGUGGUACCCGGGUGGGGGUGUCUACAGAAAUGUCUGGCUCACCAAGGUCAACCCCACGCACGUCGGCCACUGGGGAACUUACAUCAAGACCAAGGAUGUCUCUUCAGAGUCUGCUACGGUAGAUCUUGCCGUCACCUUGGAGAGCACAAGCAAGCAAGAAUCCAAGGUCGUCGUCACGACAGACGUCCAUGUCCUGGAUGCCUCUGGUCAGCCCGGGGCCAAGGUGGCGUCGUUUGGUAAUGCCACUGUCACUGUCCCUGCUGGCUCAUCCAGCUCGACCAACGGCACUGUGACCAUCUCAAACCCGGCCCUUUGGGGACCCAAGCCAGAUCAGACUCCCAACCUCCACGUCGCUGUCACGAGCGUCUACUCUAGCGAUGGGGAGCUCCUCGACACUUACAAGACCAACUUUGGUAUCCGCAACCUGCAGUACACCAACGACGGACUCCACGUCAACGGCAAGCGCGUCUACCUUCAGGGCGUUUGCCAGCACCACGAUCUGGGCAGCUUGGGCUCGGCCUUCCACGUGCCGGCGGCGAGGCGCCAGCUCGAGAUGCUCCAGGACAUGGGCAGCAACGCGGUGCGGACAUCGCACAACCCUCCGGCGCCCGAGCUCCUGGAGCUGGCCGACCAUAUGGGCAUGCUGGUUCUCGACGAGAUCUUUGACACGUGGUCUAUCCACAAGGUGGAAAACGACUUUGCCUCCAUCUGGGACGACUGGUCGGAGCCGGACCUGCGCGCCUUUGUGCGCCGCGACCGCAACCACGCCUCGGUCUGGGCAUGGAGCUACGGCAACGAGGUGCGGGAGCAGCUUACCGAUGGCGGCGAACGUACCGCGCAGCGGCUGGCGGGCAUCGCGCACGAGGAGGAUGCCACGCGCUCCAGCAGCGUGGGCAUGAACAAUGCCGGCCCCGGCUCGCCGUUCACGGCCGUCGUGGACCUCAUCGGGCUCAACUACCAGGGCGAGGGCAAGACGGGCACGCGCCCUUCGUUCCCCAACUUCCGCUCCAUCUACCCCAACAAGAUGAUCUACUCGACCGAGUCUUCGUCGGUCGUCUCCUCCCGCGGCACGUACGUGUUCCCCGUUCCGUCUGAGAACUCGGCCGUCGUCAACAUCACCACGGCCGUGGGCGUCAUCAACGACACGCGCCAAGUGUCGAGCUACGAGCUGCACGGCGUGGAAUGGGGCGCCAGCCCGGACAAGGUCUUUGCGGGGCAGGACGAGUUCCCCUACGUGGGGGGCGAGUUCGUCUGGACGGGGUGGGACUACAUUGGCGAGCCGACGCCGUACGACGACGAGUCGCGCUCGUCCUACUUUGGCAUCAUCGACCUCGCCGGCUUCCCCAAGGACCGCUUCUACCUGUACCAGGCGCGGUGGGCGGCGGCCAAGCCCAUGGCGCACAUCCUGCCGCACUGGAACUGGGCCGGCCGCGAGGGCCAGGUGACGCCCGUGCACGUCUUCUCGUCGGGCGACGAGGCGGAGCUCUUUAUCAACGGCAAGAGCCAAGGCCGCAAGACGCGCGGGCAGCUCGAGUACCGCUUCCGCUGGGACGACGUCGCGUACGCGCCCGGCGAGGUCCACGUCGCCACCUACAAGGGCGGCGCGCCCUGGGCCAACGCCACGGUGCGCACGACGGGCGCGCCCACCACGCUCUCCCUCUCCAGCUACAAGGAGCAAAAGACGCUGCGGGCCGACGGGAGCGACCUCGCCUUCCUCAGCGUCGCCGUCACGGACGACCAGGGCGACGUGGUGCCGACGGCGGAGCCCGAGGUCAGGUUCUCCGUCUCGGGCCCCGCCGAGAUCGUGUCCACCGACAACGGCAACCCCACCGACUUUGUGCCCUUCCCCAGCCACACCAGGAAGGCGUUCCGGGCCAAGGCGCUGGCCAUCGUCAGGGCCAAGGAGGGCGCAGGGCGCAUCGUGGUGACGGCCGAGGCGGAUGGGUUGAAGAAGGGCGAGUUUGUGCUGAAUGCUUGAGGGAGAGAAGAAUAUUGGGUCGGGUCUUUUUUUGGGGGACGAAAAAUGGAAAUGAUGCAGCGCGCAAAAUGACUGAUGGCACGCAAAAAAAAGCGGGGGUGGGGUGGAUACCUAAAAUUAGCCUGCAGCAAAUACAAAUCUCUAAUGACCA